Postia placenta MAD-698-R-SB12 is the source of this 2223-nucleotide messenger RNA. RefSeq lists its product as hypothetical. The record is from RefSeq and is a predicted model, not a curated record. The transcript has 10 exons. Gene Ontology annotation, molecular function: amino acid transmembrane transporter activity. Gene Ontology annotation, biological process: amino acid transmembrane transport. NCBI's taxonomy places the organism in Eukaryota, Fungi, Basidiomycota, Agaricomycetes, Polyporales, Adustoporiaceae. The coding region runs from base 326 to 2035 and encodes 569 amino acids. Gene Ontology annotation, cellular component: endoplasmic reticulum.
CUCAACGGCUCACCGCAUACAACUGUGAAUUUCUGUCCUAAAAACGCACUUCCAAAUUCUGGACAUUGGACGGCGUGCGCCCGUCGGAUCACUUGACUGAGGUUGCUCUUGUCUACAGCCUUUGGGAAGUGUCGAUUCUGAAACUGCCAGCCACCAGUUCGUAACCAAUUCGGAGCACCUGCCUGAGUCUCUGUUCUCAGUACGACCAGGACGCGUCACUGAAGUCGAAGUAGUGCAACCUUGAAAGGCGUCACUUCUUCCGUCCCACGUUUCGACCUUCAGCGCCCUAGCUCCGUUGUCACCUUCACCGCGUCUACCGCAGACGAUGUUGGGUCGCAGCAGGCAGCGAGAGAGCAAUCAAGAGGACUCCGCAUCACAACCACUACUCAACCGCUCCGAAGAAGACCUUCUGUCGGACGAUGUGCUCUUUGCUUUGGACGAUGACGAACCAGAAAUCUCUUCGCUGAACAGCAGCGCUGAUUCACCGGCACACAAGCCGGGGCAUGUCCGCUUCCAAGAGGACGUCCAGGUGAUUGGGCCUCCCCUCCGGUCUACGUUCGACAGUCGCGAAGCCGACACAGACGACCUUGACGGUGCGGCCCUUGCCCAGCUAGAAUCUGCAAGUCACCCGAGAUCACCUCGGUCACCUCGAGACCAGACUGUCCCGCUCCUCGUUGGGCUCCUGGACUCUGCAUCAGCACGUCGGAGUCCAGAUGGCACGCUACAGCUACAACAGAGAGGUGCUAGUAGAGACUCCGACCUAGAUGAUGUAGAUGUGGAAGCUAUUGCUGCGAAACGGCUCGCCGGCGGCAACAUGCUCGACUCGGUUGCAAACAUGGCCAAUUCAAUCCUGGGCGCAGGUAUCAUUGGCCUGCCAUACGCUAUACGGCAAGCCGGGUUUGUCACUGGCAUCAUACUGCUCGUCGUGCUUUGCGCCGUUACAGACUGGACCAUCCGUCUCAUCGUGAUUAAUGCCAAGCUGAGCGGGCGGAACUCGUACAUUGAGAUCAUGAACCACUGCUUCGGCUCGAGUGGCCGUGCAGCUGUUUCGUUCUUCCAGUUCGCAUUCGCAUUUGGAGGGAUGUGUGCAUUUGGGAUCAUCAUUGGCGAUACUAUCCCACACGUCAUCCGCUCGAUCUUUCCCACCCUCAACACUGUCCCUGUCCUCUCGCUCCUAACGAGGCGCCAAUUCGUCAUCGCGCUCUGUACUGUCUGUGUGUCGUACCCGCUCUCGCUGCAUCGUUCGAUCGACAAGCUUGCACGCGCUUCGCUUCUCGCUCUCUUCGGCAUGAUCACAAUUGUCGCCUCCGUGCUUAUCGAGAGUCCGCGCGUACCACCCGAGCUCAAGGGUGAUCCCACUCAGCGGUUCACGGUGCUCGGACCCGGCGUGUUCCAGGCGAUCGGCGUGAUCAGCUUCGCAUUCGUGUGCCACCACAACUCGCUCCUGAUAUACGGCAGCCUGCGCACGCCGACGCUUGACCGCUUCGCGAAGGUGACGCACAUCUCGACGGCGAUGUCGCUCGUUGCAUGUUGCACGUUGGCCAUCUCAGCGUACUUGGUGUUCACGAACAAGACGCAGGGAAAUAUUUUGAACAACUUUGCAGGCAACGACACAGUGAUCAACGUAGCCCGCUUUUGUUUUGGGCUGAAUAUGUUCACUACCCUGCCCCUUGAGCUCUUCGUCUGCAGAGAAGUCAUCGAGCAAUUCUUUUUUCCACACGAGCCGUUUAACAUACAGCGACAUGUCUUCUUCACGACAGCCAUCCUCUGCUCCUCCAUGAUCAUCGCGCUCAUCACCUGUGACCUCGGUGUGAUGCUAGAGAUUACUGGCGGCGCGUCAGCCACCGCUCUCGCCUUCAUAUUCCCUGCAGCAUGCUAUCUGCGUCUUGCAGACCUUGGUCCAAAAUGGUACUCCCGAGGCAGAUGGCCCGCCCUCGUGUGUGCCUCUUUUGGUGUGAUUGUGAUGGUUAUCUCGCUGUGGCUCGCCCUUGGGAAAGUGUGGACGCCUGAGGGCGGUGCACGCAUUUGUGCAUGACACGCCGUCGCCGUCGGUUUUAUCGACACAUAUCUUCAUUCGGACUCUGAAGUUAGUUAAAUCACACAUGGACAGCAUAUUUACCCUGGGACUACAACACUUUGCAUGCAUGGUAUAUAUCUAUGUACAUCAUCUAAUUGUUUUCUCUUGCUUCUUCACCAUGGUGCAUCGAGGAGUUGUCUCAGCCC